Messenger RNA from Amphimedon queenslandica, 1229 nucleotides. RefSeq names its product zinc transporter 5-like. Gene Ontology annotation, cellular component: membrane; cytoplasmic vesicle; Golgi apparatus. Bases 122 to 1156 code for a protein of 344 amino acids. The transcript has 4 exons. The record is from RefSeq and is a predicted model, not a curated record. Gene Ontology annotation, biological process: intracellular zinc ion homeostasis; zinc ion import into Golgi lumen. Gene Ontology annotation, molecular function: zinc ion transmembrane transporter activity. NCBI's taxonomy places the organism in Eukaryota, Metazoa, Porifera, Demospongiae, Haplosclerida, Niphatidae.
CUACACUGACUCUAUCGCCAAGCAACACGUCGACUCGUACCAAUUGGCAGCAUUCACUACCUUUCUCCCUAUCUUUGUGUCGCUAGGCGUCUCGAUAUAUUUAGAAUAUGAAAACCCUACGAUGCAUCACGGGCUCUCAGUGGGUGUCGUAUUAGCAAGCAUAUUCCUCCUGUUGGCUACUCUAUUCUUAACUCGUUCUUCGCAGUCUUCUCAGGGUCUCCUCAUUGGGUACUCGGCCGCUGGGCUCCCUCUCUACUCCUCUCAAGUCUCCCCACCCACUUCAAUGAACUGGAUAAGACCUCUCUUAGGACAGGUCAUAGAGAACCCGGACUCACGAAGGAUAUUCUAUUUCCUUUUACUGAAUCUAGCAUUCACAGGUGUUGAGAUGGUGUAUGGUAUAUGGACAAACAGUCUUGGUCUCAUUUCCGACGGGUUCCACAUGCUCUUUGAUUGCACUGCCCUACUGGUUGGACUCUCGGCUGCUGUCAUGAGCCACUGGAAACCAACACGUCUCUAUUCGUUUGGUUACGGGCGAGUAGAGAUACUCUCCGGAUUCGUUAAUGGCUUGUUCCUUAUUGUCAUUGCUGGGUUCAUAUUCACUGAAGCUAUUGGUAGACUGGUGGACCCACCGGAGAUUAAUACUAACAGAUUGCUAUUUGUGUCAGUUGCUGGCUUUAUUGUCAACAUGAUUGGAGUUAUGAGCUUCCAUUCACACAUUGGGCAUUCACACGGCCACUCCCAUGAUCAUGGCCACUCCCACGGUCACUCCCACGGCCAUUCUCAUGAUCACAACCACGCCCACUCUCACGGCCACACCCACAAUCAUCAUAGCAACUCUCAUUCCCAUGAUCAUAGCCACUCACAUUCACAUGAUGGCCAUUGUCACCACAGCAACUCGAAUAUGCAUGGUGUAUUCCUUCACGUAUUAGCUGAUACCUUGGGUAGUGUUGGUGUCAUUAUCUCUUCGCUAUUAGUCCAGUACUUUGGUUGGCUUAUAGCUGACCCAAUCUGCUCUCUCUUCAUUGCUAUACUCAUAGUUCUGUCAGUCAUUCCUCUACUGAAAGCAUCAGGGACUAAUCUUAUACUAGCUACACCUCCUCAUUCUGGUGUCCAGGAAGCACUUGAUAAGGUACGUAGAUUACAGGGCAAGACUUAGAUGUAUUCAGGUUUCUCACAAGAUUUUGGCAUAAUGCUCAGCUUUUUACAUGUUCUUGUGUUGCGUAGCAAGU